This is a messenger RNA of Moneuplotes crassus, 1054 nucleotides long. Lineage: Eukaryota; Ciliophora; Spirotrichea; Euplotida; Euplotidae. The record is from the annotation of a GenBank genome assembly.
UUAUAAAAAAUGUUCAAAAAACUUUUUAAAGGCUGCUGAGGAGGCUCAAAUCAGGCCACUAAAAGUAUCAAAAAACGUCCUAAAGAGAACAGGGAACCUCAGACCGAAGAAAAGCCAAAGAAAAAAUCUUCCAAAAAAAAGAAUAAAGAAUCCAAUGACUGAACUAUUUGCUUUGAAGAAUUCGACUAUUACCAACACAAGUUUAUCAAGAAGCAGUGUGAGAAGAUGCUGGCGAGAACUGCUGAGGAGGGGAAAGAUGGUGAAAAUACAACUGAAUAUGCAAUUAUAUAUCAGAAAGACAAGAAAGAUGCUAAAGAGGAAAAACCUAGAAAGAUGCCUAAUCAGAAUAAAUUUAGUAAAAACUCAUCCCUCAAACUGUACACAAUAAAGAAGGAAGAGUUUGCUUACUCUAGUGAGGAAGUAUUAGGGCUCCUUGAGGGAGAAGGCAUCUGUAUUCUUCCUGACUGUAAACAUGUCUUCCAUAAGCACUGUAUUAGCUCAUGGCUGAGGCAGAACAACACUUGUCCAGUCUGAAGAAAGGAGAUUUAUCAAGCUGACCAAAUUCAGCAAGAUGGCAUAGAAGGCUUACUAGCAGCAGGCCUUCUACUGAGAGCAUUGAUUGAUAAUCAAAUUGAGGAAGCAGACAGAAGAGAGCAUCAAAGACAAAGAAUUUUGCUUAUACCAGACCCUCCUCUAUCUCCAGACGUUUCAUCUCCAGAUUUUGAUGAAUUCCUUUCAAUUCAUGACCAAAGAAUCGAUGACCGUAACGUUUUUAACUUCAGAUUGAGACAAAGACCUCAAAUUAGUAGCAUAAUACGUCGAAGGGGAGAGCAUCCAUUGAUUGCGAUACCAAGUAGGUUACAUCGUCCUCUCCUACAUAUUCCUCCUAGAGACAUGUAUGGAGGAGGGUUAAACUUCCCUCAUGGUCGUCACUUUUAAAGUGGCCAAAACAGUGAGAAGCAUAUUGUAAUUUUUCACUGAAUCCUAAUUCUCUAAAAUCCCUCUUUCUCUUCAGAUUCCUCGUUCGUCAAUUCUGAACCUUUUGGUAGCAUUA